AGAGACGAAAUUCCUUGACAUUUCGUUGCUAGCAACUGCUAGAUGUUCAUCUGAUUUUUGACGAUUAAAAUGACGCAUUUACAACUAAAAGAGGGAGAAUAUACAUCGACAAUAUAUUCUUUGAUAAAAGACCAGCGAUAUAAUGAUGCAGUUCAACUUCUUAGUAGUCAAGUCCAGGGACACACAAAGUCCAGAGCUGCCUUGUCACUUCUUGGUUACUGCUACUUUCAAAUGCAAGAUUUUGUCAAUGCUGCUGACUGCUAUGAAGGACUGAGUAUGAUGCAUCCAGAAAUCGAGGAUUACAAACUGUACUAUGCUCAAGCCUUGUACAAAGCCUGUCUGUAUACAGAGGCUAUGAAAGUAGCCUGUCAGAUUGAUAAUCCUCAGUACCAAAGUCAGAUAACCAAAUUACAAGCUGCCAUCAAAUUUGGAGAGGAGGAUUUACCAGGAGCUAAGAGUUUAGUAGAACAGUGUCCAUCAGAUGAUCCUGAUACAGAGAUCAACCUUGGCUGCCUUCUAUAUAAGGAUAAGAUGUAUGAGGAAGCUUGUCAGAAGUUUACCACAGCCAUGCAGAUUCUAGGAUACCAGCCCCAGCUGUCCUACAAUAUUGCUCUGUGUCACUACCAGAUGAAGCAGUAUGCCCCCGCCCUGAAGCACAUUGCUGACAUCAUAGAGAGAGGCAUUAGAGAACACCCUGAGCUGAGUGUGGGAAUGACCACUGAGGGGAUAGAUGUCCGGAGUGUGGGUAACACCCUGACCCUGCAUGAGACAGCUCUGGUGGAGGCAUUCAAUCUCAAGGCGGCCAUCGAAUACCAACUCAAAAACUUUGAUGCUGCCUGCGAGGCUCUGACAGACAUGCCCCCCAGGGCUGAGGAGGAACUGGAUGCUGUCACCCUCCAUAACCAGGCUCUGAUGAAUAUGGAACAGCACCCCACCCAGGGAUUUGAGAAACUGCAGUUCCUUCUCCAGCAGAAUCCGUUCCCCCCGGAGACAUUUGGCAACCUGUUGCUACUCUAUGUUAAAUACGAGUAUUUUGACUUGGCUGCAGAUGUACUUGCUGAAAAUUCUCACCUGACGUUUAAAUUUCUGACUCCAUACCUGUAUGACUUUCUGGAGGCUGUGAUUACCAGUCAAACCUCUAAAGAAGAGGCCUACAGGAAACUGGAAGAGAUGGCCAAGAAUCAGACCGAGACACUCAGUAAACUCACUAAACAGGUCCAGGAGGCUCGACAAAACCAUGAUGAUGAGGCUGUCAAGAGAGCAGUCAACGAAUAUGACGAGGCUCUGGAAAGGUACAUACCAGUUUUGAUGCAACAGGCCAAAAUAUACUGGGACAUGGAAAAUUACCCUCACUUGGAGAAAAUAUUCCGGAAGUCUGUGGAAUUCUGUAAUGAGCACGAUGUCUGGAAGUUGAAUGUGGCGCAUGUGUUGUUCAUGCAGGAGAAUAAAUACAAAGAAGCGGCGGGAUUUUAUGAACCCAUCGUCAAAAAGAAUUAUGAUAAUAUAUUGAGCGUUAGUGCUAUCGUCCUAGCCAAUCUCUGUGUGUCCUACAUCAUGACCAGCCAGAAUGAGGAGGCUGAAGAACUGAUGAGGAAGAUUGAGAAAGAGGAGGAGCAAUUGUCGUAUGACGAUUCUGAAAAGAAAAUCUACCAUCUCUGUAUUGUCAACUUAGUGAUAGGGACUUUGUAUUGCGCAAAGGGUAAUUAUGAGUUUGGAAUUUCCCGCGUGAUCAAGUCUUUGGAGCCGUACAAUAAGAAGCUAGGAACGGACACGUGGUAUUACGCCAAACGCUGUUUCCUAUCUCUGAUAGAGAAUAUGGCUAAACACAUGAUCAUGAUGAAAGACCAGGUCGUACAGGAGUGCAUCCAGUUUCUGGAGUGUUGUGAAAUGUAUGGAAAGGACGUAAAAGCGUUAAUCGAACAGCCAUUGGAAGCCGAGCCAAUGCAUCCUGGGAAGAAUACCGUGACGUACGAAGCCCGACUACUGAAAAGUUUAUUGCUUCAGCUGAUCUGAAUCAAUCUUGUGUUUUAUUUGUUGGAGUUUAAAUCUCUGGAGAACAAUAAUAUAUUUAUUUAUAUUCCUCUGACGUAUAAACGAUUCAAUAAAUGUUUUGUUAUUUAACCAA
This is a messenger RNA of Saccostrea echinata, 2125 nucleotides long. RefSeq names its product intraflagellar transport protein 70A-like. Gene Ontology annotation, molecular function: intraciliary transport particle B binding; protein binding. The record is from RefSeq and is a predicted model, not a curated record. Gene Ontology annotation, cellular component: intraciliary transport particle B; axonemal microtubule. The transcript is spliced from 16 exons. The coding region runs from base 70 to 2013 and encodes 647 amino acids. NCBI's taxonomy places the organism in Eukaryota, Metazoa, Mollusca, Bivalvia, Ostreida, Ostreidae. Gene Ontology annotation, biological process: intraciliary transport.